AAGACAUGUGACUACUUGGAAAGAGUGAUUAACAAGUAAUUGACAAUAUUCAUUAUCAGUAUCAGAGGAGGCGACACACUAGCUCUGUUUAAACAAGAAAAAACACAAACAAGUGUAGAGAUGGCAGCACCUAACCAGAAAAGGACAAUAGGAUUCGAUUGUGAGUUUGUGAAGCCACCACCUUCGGAAUACGUCCAGUCACUGUGUCCAGUUUGUCUCCAGAUUAUUCGAGAGCCCCACCAGGUCACAUGUUGUGGAAAGAAGUUUUGCCAAGCUUGUAUUGAACACGUCAAAGCAACUAAAAAUGUGUGCCCAACUUGCAAAACAAUAGAGUUUUCGAAUUUCCCCGACAUAGGUGUAAAACAAUUACUCUACGAUUUGAAGGUUCGCUGUAGCAACAAGAGAGACGGGUGUGAGUGGACGGGGAAACUGAGAAAGCUUGAUGAGCACCUCAAUACAGAUCCACGACCAGAAAAACAACUCAAUGGAUGUCAGUUUGUCGAGAUCGAUUGCAUCUAUAAUUGCAGGAACCAUCAGCAGCGAAGGUACAUCCUAUCCCACCAAGAUAAAAAUUGCCCCAGACGACCAAUCAGUUGUGAGCAUUGCCAUGACUACAAAUCUACCUAUGAUGAUGUCACCAACAACCACUGGCCUGUGUGUGGAUUCUUCCCUGUCCCCUGCCCUAACCAGUGCGGUUCAACUAUCCAACGUCAGAAUAUAGACAGCCAUGUUGCCGAUGAGUGCCCCCUGACCACCAUCAACUGUGACUUCCACCACGUAGGCUGUGCUGUGGAACGCCAUCGAAAAGACAUGCCAGAACAUCUGAGAGAGAAUCCACUCACACACGUCUCUCUAUUGGCCACCAGUCAUGCCAAGCAACAAUCUGAGAUUACACAACAAAGAGAAGAAAUCACCAGUUUGAAAGCUGAUGUUAAAACUGAUCUGGAGCGAAUGCAACAACUGCUCACGACAGCACCACCUCCCAUCGUGAACUCUAUACCUCUUGGUCCCCCUGUCCUUACAAUGACUGAAUUUCAACGGCACAAAAAAACUAACAACCGCUGGUUCUCCCUUCCAGUCUACACCUACCAUCAAGGAUACAAGAUCUGUCUCAGAGUGAACGCUAACGGCUUCGCCAAAGGCAAAGGAACACACGUCUCAGUGUGGGUGCACUUCAUGAGAGGAGAGUUUGAUGAUUCUCUGAAAUGGCCGUUUCGUGGUGUGAUUUCAUUUCAAUUACUGGACCAGGUCAAUAGCGACCAUAAAACAGGCACAAACAUCUAUGACGAUAAAACAUCUAACAAGAACUGUACCAGAGUGACAGAGGGAGAGAGAUCAGAAGGGCGAGGAAAAGCAACGUUCAUUGCUCACACUGAACUGGAGCCCAAAUAUUUACGAAACGACACCCUUCUCUUCCAAAUACACAAAGUAGAACUGAAGUAGUUGCUUUAAGAGUGCAUGAUAACUACACAGACAAUUAUAACUGCAAUAGUAUACUAUAGUGUAGACUGCUACGUGCAUGUGAUGUACAUUGAAAAUUGGUUAGCACUAA
This is a messenger RNA of Halichondria panicea, 1552 nucleotides long. RefSeq names its product TNF receptor-associated factor 4-like. NCBI's taxonomy places the organism in Eukaryota, Metazoa, Porifera, Demospongiae, Suberitida, Halichondriidae. Bases 121 to 1443 code for a protein of 440 amino acids. The record is from RefSeq and is a predicted model, not a curated record. Gene Ontology annotation, biological process: regulation of apoptotic process; signal transduction. Gene Ontology annotation, molecular function: protein binding; zinc ion binding. The transcript has a single exon.